AUGGCCGGCGUCGACGCCGCCAGGUACGCGCACAGCCGGCGCACCACGCCGUGGCGGCGCGGGACCACGCCGCGCUGCGCCGCGUGCUGGACGCGCUCCGCGGGCGCGCCGGCCCGAGGAGAUCCGGACGGAGGCGGACUCCGUCGCCGAGGAGGCCCGCGCCGAGGCCGUCUCGGCGGUCAUCGACCGCCGCGACGUGCCGGGGCGGAGACGCCGCUCCACCUCGCCGUGCGCCUCUGCGACGCCACGGCGGCCGAGAUGCUCAUGGCGGCCGGCGCCGACUGGAGCCUGCAGAACGAGCAGGGCUGGAGCGCGCUCCAGGAGGCCAUCUGCGCGCGCGAGGAGGCCCUGGCGCGCGUCAUCGUGCGCCACUACCAGCCCCUCGCCUGGGCCAAGUGGUGCCGCCGCCUUCCCCGCGUCGUCGCUGCCAUGCACCGGAUGCGGGACUUCUACAUGGAGAUCACCUUCCACUUCGAGAGCUCCGUCAUCCCAUUCAUCUCCCGCAUCGCGCCCUCCGACACCUACAGUGUCUGGAAGCGCGGCGCCAACCUCCGCGCCGACAUGACCCUCGCCGGUUUCGAUGGCUUCAAGAUCCAGCGCCCGACCAGACCAUACUCUUCCUCGGGGAGGGACAAGGAGAUUAUGAACGCGCUGGAGGGGGCAGGCGCCCCGGCCUCAGAGGCAGAGGUCCAGCAGGAGGUCUCUGCAAUGUCACAGACCAACAUCUUCCGUCCGGGGAUCGACGUCACCCAAGCGGUGCUGCUCCCGCAGCUCACAUGGCGGCGGCAGGAACGGACAGAGGCCGUUGGUCCGUGGAAGGCAAAGGUGUAUGGCAUGAAUCAUGUGGUGGUCAGUGUCAAGUCAAGGAGGGUCCCGGGGGCGAUGACGGAUGAGGAAUUCUUCUCAUCUUGCAAUGACAAUGAUACAGAGAGCGAGGGGUUUGAUGAUGUUCUGACAGAGGAGGAGAAGAAGCAGUUGGAGGCCGCUCUAAAAAUGGAUUCUCCAGAUGCCGGUGGGGAGUCUGACUCAUUUGCUGGUCCUCGACAUAGUUGUGUUGAGCCAAGGGAGAGGGAGAUACCGAUUGAGGACAUGAGUGUUUCUGGAAUUGGAGAGAGUAAGCAUGACAAGAAAGGUUGGUUCAGUAAUUGGGGAAAGAGAAGUCAGGUUAGCAAGCCAGAAGGGGUGAAGAAGAUGGCACCUCCAAGGAGCUCGCUCUGUGUAGAUGAGAAGGUGAGCGACCUCAUUGAAUCGCCCUCAAAUGUACAAACAAGAUCAGGAAGGCAUUCGGUAGAUGUAGUCAGAGCAGAUGACAACAGAAGGAUCAGGGAAAGGGAUAAUAGGAGACAUGUUGCUUCUGCGGAGAAUGAGCAUAGGCGCAAAGAAGGUUCCAAAGAAAGCGAGUAUAAGAAAGGACUAAGGCCUGUUCUCUGGCUCUCUCCAAAUUUCCCUCUUCGGACUGAGGAGCUGCUGCCAUUGCUUGAUAUUCUUGCAAACAAGGUGAAGGCAAUUCGUCGUUUGAGGGAUCUACUUACAACAAAACUCCCUCCAGGAACAUUUCCAGUCAAGGUUGCUAUUCCAGUUGUGCCUACAAUCAGAGUGCUUGUGACAUUCACAAAAUUUGAAGAGCUACAGCCGCUGGAGGAGUUCACCACACCACCUUCAAGUCCUGACAACAGCAAGAGCCCAGCAGUGCAGCCUUCUUCAAGCUCCUGGAUUCAGUGGAUCAAGGCGCCUUACCGCCAGAACUUCUCGACAGCACCGGGCCCAAGCAGCCGCGUGGAGGACAUCCAGGACCCAUUUGCCAUUCCUUCUGAUUACGUGUGGACAACACCUGAAGAGAAGAAAAAGAAGACACGGGAAAAAAAGAACAAGUCGAAAAAAGGCAGGAACGGGGCAUAG
Messenger RNA from Miscanthus lutarioriparius, 1899 nucleotides. Lineage: Eukaryota; Viridiplantae; Streptophyta; Magnoliopsida; Poales; Poaceae. The record is from the annotation of a GenBank genome assembly.